This is a messenger RNA of Anopheles cruzii, 2439 nucleotides long. Its product is annotated as zinc finger protein 480-like. The record is from RefSeq and is a predicted model, not a curated record. Bases 1 to 2439 code for a protein of 812 amino acids. Lineage: Eukaryota; Metazoa; Arthropoda; Insecta; Diptera; Culicidae. Gene Ontology annotation, molecular function: chromatin insulator sequence binding. The transcript has a single exon. Gene Ontology annotation, biological process: regulation of transcription by RNA polymerase II. Gene Ontology annotation, cellular component: chromosome.
AUGGGAAGAAAGUGCUGCGUUCCGCGUUGCUGUUCAAACUACGAUGCCAUCAUUAAAAGGGGACAUGCCGGUAUUAGUACGUUCAAGUUUCCGCGCGAUCCCACACUAAGAGAACGUUGGAUAAAGGCCGUUCCGAAAACAAACUGGAUUCCCUCGAAAGAGGCGUGCAUUUGCAUCAAUCACUUCCACCCUGAAGAUAUUCUCAAGUACGAUAAACCCGCGAAACUAAAGCAGAAUGCAGUGCCAACGUUAUUCGGUGAUAACCUUAUGAAUGUUCAAUCAAAAUUGGCACCCAAAUCCAGCGGAGGAACGACGAGGACGACCAAAUCAAGUCAAAUCGAAUGCCAGACUAUAUCCUCGGCCGAGCACAUCCUCGAAGAUUGCAUAAUAAAUUUUGAAAAUUUCAAGGAUCACGUGAACGAAAAACUCCAGCACUGCAAGUGGAUACUAUUGUUGAGUCGUGAUGUUGUGCAUCUGUUCACCGUGAUCGUCAGGGACGACCACCUUCCCAUACAAGUGGGAAAUAGUCUUCAGGUGUACCGCGACCUAAAGAUACGAUUAUUCCUCUGUGAUGAAGAGCAAAGAGCCGAGCAGCUUCGAUGGAUUCUUGGGCUAGACGAUAGGCUACUACGUUGGUCGCAGCUGGAGACCAUUAUGAACAAAUACGAUGACAUCAGCGAGCAAGCAGCGGGAAAGCUACACCCGUAUUCGCCGAAUCAGACUGAAGAAUCGUUGGAAGAAGACCAACUUGACUUGGGGUCUCAUGAAGAACAUCUAGAAGACCCAAUCGACGGAGAAGAAGCCAAACAUCAUUUACAGUCCUUCGAUAAUGAGAAAACUAUGACGAGUACAACCAUAGAAUUGGAGAUCGAAGAACAAGACAUUGAGCAAAAUUUGCACACUGUUGAGGUUGAUGAUCACUUUUUGGAUAUCGAUGGGAGAGAAUGUUCUGAAACUGAGUUAGAGGACCACACUCAGCAGCAAGCUUUUGAGCUAAAACAUUUUGCCCCAUACAAGUCGACCUAUUCCAUUAUGCGCGAGUUGCGGAAUACGAAAAAUAAGUGCUUCGUGUGCGACGUCGAGCAUGAGACGUUAGAGGAUCGCGAUCAGCAUAUGCCAACCCACCUGUCGAUGCUGCCCUACCAGUGCCAGCUUUGCGUACGAGGAAAAGUCAUCAUUAAAACCCUAGCCUCGCUAAACAAACAUUUCCUUAUGCAUCGGAAACCGUUAAAGUGUCGUUUCUGUGACGUUCGCUUCAAUAGCUACGGUUCGCGCAGUCUACACGAAGAUAUCAAGCACGGUGGAGCGGUAAACAUAACUUGCGACGUUUGUCAGCGGGAUUUUUCGUCAAAACGCAGCUACCAGUAUCACCGCAAGAUCCACGACGAUCCGGAGGCAUUGCGGUGCAAACUUUGCGGUCGAAUACUAUCGUCCGCAUACGAAGUGAAGGCUCACAUGCGUACGCACACGGGCGAAAAACCAAACCAAUGUGCGUUCUGUGCUGCGUCGUUCAACAGGCGAUCGAAUCUCAUCGAGCACAUCCGCCGCUAUCACAGCCUAGAGCGCCCGUUCGAGUGCGACGUUUGCGGGGAACGAUUCCGAUUGAAUGCAGGACUCAAGCGACACCAGCAAUCGCACGAACCAAACGUGUCCGCCACAGGUAAGCGAAGCAAUAGAGUAUCGCGAGCGCCCAGGCUCUUCCACUGCAAGGAGUGUGAUCUUCAGUUUGAUUCCGCUGUUCGGUAUCACUCGCACAAGCGCCAACACGAUAGGAGGUACCAGUGCAGUUACUGUGGCAUUCGGAUAUGCCAGUUGCGGGAUUUUGAAGAUCAUCAGAACACACACACCGGGGCCAGGCCGUACGUGUGCAAAACUUGCGGAAAAUCGUUCAAAACCGCCUCGACCUACUAUGGACACCUGAUGGUGCAUCGGGCCGAUAAGAAGCACGUUUGUAGCGUUUGUGCGAAAGGAUUCAUCCGACAGCGGCACCUACAGAUACACAUGCGUACACACACGGGCGAAAAACCGUACAGCUGUGAUACGUGUGGUCAAAAGUACGCCGAUAAGAAGUCCUUCAGUCGGCACACGCUCACCCAUCAGCCUACGGUGGGCGAUAUGUUGAGAGCGAAGGAAAUGUUGUCCAAACCGACAACUGGGACGCAUACAAGCUUGGCCUUGGCUGCGUCUUCUGGUACCAAUGUUGCGGUUAAUCAGGAAACACACCGUCACAACGCCUUCACGUACCCGCAAUCUUCGGGUGGUGGCAUCCUUGUGAUGCCUUCUGUUGCACAAAGUGCCUUAGAAAAUGCGACCGUUUUCGAUGUCCUUUCCGAUGGAUCUUUUCUGACAGAUUUACCACAAACUAUCACCACAAACGGGGAAGAUGGAACUAUUGUUAUUCCAGCAGCUACACAAAACAUCAUUCUGGUAGAAAAAUAG